Mercurialis annua (annual mercury) is the source of this 1730-nucleotide messenger RNA. RefSeq names its product cytochrome P450 CYP82D47-like. The record is from RefSeq and is a predicted model, not a curated record. Lineage: Eukaryota; Viridiplantae; Streptophyta; Magnoliopsida; Malpighiales; Euphorbiaceae. The transcript is spliced from 2 exons. Gene Ontology annotation, molecular function: oxidoreductase activity, acting on paired donors, with incorporation or reduction of molecular oxygen; monooxygenase activity; heme binding. Gene Ontology annotation, biological process: defense response to other organism. The coding region runs from base 42 to 1634 and encodes 530 amino acids.
AAUUCAUGUGGCUAUCAGCAACCUCUAAGCAAUAAGCUGCAAUGGAGUUUCUAUUUCCAUUUGUGAAUACCACAACUUUAUUGCUUACUGCUUUACUUUUCUUCACCUUCUACUACAUAAAAAAGAACACAAAUACCCGUAAGCCUGAACCACCCAAAGCCGCCGGCGGGUGGCCUAUAGUCGGUCACCUGCCGUUGUUAUCAGGAUCGGAGCCUCCUUUCAUAACAUUAGGUCGCUUAGCUGACAAAUACGGACCAAUCUACUCCAUGAAACUUGGAAUGCAUAAAGCCGUAGUUGUCAGCUCCAAAGAAUUAGCAAAAGAAUUAUUCACCGCCAAAGAUUUAGCAGUUUCCGACCGCCCGGAAUUAACUGCUACGAAACACCUCGGGUACAACGGUGCCAUGUUCGCUAUCGGACGAUACGGAGAAUACUGGCGAGAAAUGAGGAAGAUGGUAAUGGUUGAACUCCUCUCAAAUCGUCAGGUUGAUUUGUUGCAAUCUGUCAGAACCUCUGAAGCUGAAACAUUCGUCAAGGAGUUAUACAACUAUUGGAAAUCGGACUGCAACAGAAAUGAAUCAGGACAGAUUCUAGUUGACAUGAAUUACUGGUUCGGAGACAUGUCCCUUAACAUGUAUCUCAGAGCCGUUGUUGGGAAAAGAUACUCUGGUACGACCGCCGAGGCUGAUCGGAAAAUUGCAGAUCGGUGCAAGUCUGCCCUGAGAGGAUUCUUUCAUUAUUUAGGGCUCUUUGUUUUAGGAGAUGCAAUCCCAUUUCUUGGCUGGCUUGAUGCUGGCGGACAUGUGAAGAGUAUGAAAAAAACAGCUCAAGAAUUGAACGAAAUUGCAAGUGAGUGGCUAGAGGAGCAUUAUCGGAAACGAGAUUCAACAAAAUCUGGUGCAGAAAAUAAUGAAGUUCAGGAUUUGAUGGGUAUAAUGCUUAACGUACUUGACGGAGUUAGUUUUUCCGGCCAUAAUACCGAUAUGAUCAACAAAUCUACGUGUGUGAACUUAAUUGCUGGGGGCGCUGAUACAUCUUCAGUGAUCUUGACAUGGACAAUUUCAUUGAUAUUAAACAACAAAAACACAUUGGAGAAGGCAUAUGAAGAACUUGACAAAGUUGUCGGCCGGGAAAGACGUGUGCAAGAAUCGGAUAUUAAGAACUUACCGUAUAUCCAAGCCAUACUUAAAGAAACACUCCGAUUAUAUCCACCCGCGCCGCUACUAGGUCCCCGAGAGAUGAGAGAAGACUGCAUACUCGGCGGCUACUUCAUAAAAAAAGGCACUCGUGUGCUUCCAAAUGUUUGGAAAAUUCAUACAGAUCCUAAUUUGUGGCCGGACCCGAUGGAGUUUAAGCCGGAGAGAUUCCUGUCCGAAAAAUACAAGGAUAUUGAAGUCAAAGGACAGCAUUAUGAACUAUUGCCUUUCGGUAGCGGGAGAAGAUCAUGCCCAGGAUUUUCUCUUGGCAUGUCGUUUUUACAAUUAUCAUUGGCUAUUUUUCUUCAAUGUUUCGAGAUUUCAAAUCCUACAGAUGAACCAAUCGACAUGACUGGACUUCCUGGAUUGAAUUAUGAGAAAAAGAUUCCGCUUCAAAUUCUUGCUUCGCCCCGAUUGUCUCCGGAGAUUUAUAGCAUGUAAUGGUUUCAUAGCAGUUUCAGCUUGCCUCUUUUAGUUGUAUGAAUAAACUUGUGUAGUACUCCCUCCAUCUCAAUAGAGUUGUCCACUUUAUUUUUA